Messenger RNA from Thlaspi arvense, 1719 nucleotides. The record is from the annotation of a GenBank genome assembly. Lineage: Eukaryota; Viridiplantae; Streptophyta; Magnoliopsida; Brassicales; Brassicaceae.
ACCCAACCCAUUGCCCCAAUCUUCGCCCCGAAUCAUCAUCCCAACAAUGGCUUUCACAUGAACCCCUCUUCGCCGUCUUCUCCCUGGUCUGUUUCUGGUUUUUCUGAUAACCGAAGCCCUAGUAGUCACAUGAGUCCGAGACCCACUUCACCUCUUUCUUACGCUGCCGUCGUCAAUGGAAGCACUAACGGCGCUUCUUCUGGGUCGUUUUCGGCACCUACUACUUCUUCAUUUUCACUACCUCCCCUGUACAGCAACACUACUUGUAGCGAUCUCAGCGACGAGUAUGUUCAAGAUCAGUUCCCUUUCCUCGACGACUCUUCACCUAACAAUGUGGAUUUUUCGGAUCCGAUAAUGAGCCCCAGUGGCCGGAGCGAUUCGGUUCUCUUCCCUUAUUCUGGCAAUUGGGUUGAUCCUGGCACUUGUAGUGACAAUAACCACCAUAACUUCCAUAGACGGAGUUGUUCAGUGAGUGAUUUGUAUCUUGGUAGUGGGUCUGAUGAUGGCGGUUCCGGGCUGGUUGGAGGCCCUGUUUGUACUUUGCUCGAGGAUUUUGCAAGAACGGCAACAGCUGCAAAUGCAUCUGCCAUUGUUGGCUCGCCGAGUAAGCUUGAUGGUCUUGACGAUUUACUGCGGAUGAAGGCCAUUCAACACCAGAAGAUGCUGCCGCUUCUCAGCUUAUGGGUGGAGCUGGAGCCCUUUCCCUUACAACAAUCAAGAGAUGGUUUUGAUGUUAGAUUGUUGAUUUGUGGGUGUUUUCUUGAUGGGUAUAUGCUGCAUUGUAGAUCUGCUGCCGCAGCGUUGAUGAUGGGUGAUGAAUAUCACAAAUUUGGUCGUGGUCGACCUGAAAGGUUCGAUUUUUCAGCCUUGGGGUUGGGAGCAAGUGCAAAUUCUAGUUCUAAACAGAUUUACUUGACAUUCCCAGCUGAUAGUACUUUCAAGGAAGAAGAUCAAGUUUGGACCAGUGCAAGAUGUGCGGAUCCCAUACCAGCAAAAGCGAAUGUUUGGGUUUGUUACCUUCGUUUACCCGAGACUGUGAAGAUCAUUUUGGCCAAAGGGAAUCCUCAUUUUGUAUGUGACUCUCGAGUGCUUGUUAAGCCUUACAAGGAGAAGGAAAAAUCCCAGACAAAAAGCAGCAGCAGCAUCAGUUGGAGAGAGGAGAGUUUUCAGCGUUUCUUCCUCUACUGUGCAGGAGCAAGAAUGUUUCUCAAUCAUCAAGAGAUGAUGUUAAGAAGGAAGUUAGAGCAGGAGGCCGAAUUGCAGCAAGCCAUUGAAAUCCAGGGAAGAAGGCUAAUGAAUUUGCAGCUUAUGGACUUGAAGAAUCAUCAUCAUCAUGGUCAUCAAUUCCAGCAGCAUAACCUAGUACCUGGCAUUCCCAUUGCCUCUCCGGCUCAGCCUCACCUCCGCACCAAUCAGAACCUCUCGGCUGCAGCCACUUCUCCAACUGCCGCGGCUGAGGGGCAGCUGGAGUUAAAUGAAACUAGCAAUAACAACAAUGGUCAUAAUAGCAGCGAGAACAAAGAACAAUGCUCCCACCCUGAAAAUGAUAACAUCCAUGAAAGUUUAGAGCACAUCCUCCCAGAUAACCUGUUCUCAUCGCCUAAAAAAUCAGACAGUGGCCACUGUUCUAUCUUUUCUACUGCUUCGGCAGAAGCAGAUGAUGGCGCCUCAGUAACAGCGUCAUCUUCCUCUAACAAUACCCAACGAAAGGUUGAAUAG